AUGGGUUUCCCAUGUGCUAGCAUUAGAAUGCCAAAACUCUUGGGCAUAAUCAUCGUUUUGAAGAUCCUACGCUUCAUCAACUUAAUACCAAGCCUGUUUUUCAAGGACCCAAGUUCGAUUGACUCACCCGAGCAAGAAAUUGAACCCAACGGGAGCUCUGCAAAUGAAGUUCCAGCUGAGCAGCAGCCAUCCGCAUCACUGGUCCCAGCACCAGUAAUUCCUUCCACAACAUCAAAGAAUCUUCGAGUUGUUGAGUUCGGUGCUUUUCUGGGGCGGCUGAAUCAGGAACAGGAUGGAGAUAGUCCAUGCUCAAUCUGCCUGAAUGCAAUCGAAAGGAGCCAUGAGAUUAGAGAGCUGAGCAACUGCACACAUGCCUUCCACAGGGAGUGUUUGGACAGUUGGGUGGGUGAGGGUCAUGGGACCUGCCCGCUCUGUAGAGCCAUGCUCUUCACGGGGCUGCAGAGUCGAGACCCUAGUGCCAUCGAGGGGAAUUAUUACUUGUUCGGUGAGGAAUAUCUCUAG
This is a messenger RNA of Punica granatum (pomegranate), 522 nucleotides long. The record is from RefSeq and is a predicted model, not a curated record. Lineage: Eukaryota; Viridiplantae; Streptophyta; Magnoliopsida; Myrtales; Lythraceae.